Messenger RNA from Strongylus vulgaris, 267 nucleotides. The record is from the annotation of a GenBank genome assembly. Lineage: Eukaryota; Metazoa; Nematoda; Chromadorea; Rhabditida; Strongylidae.
AUGAAAGCGUCGGAACAGCUCAUCACCAGCGUAUCAUCACAGAAUACAAAUGGUUUCGCACCUUACGACGUGAUACUCCCGGUGGUGAUGAAUAUUGCGCGAGUAGGCGGGUCUAAGGUCCCCGUUUAUGUGUCAGCUGGCUACGGUAUUGAGCUCGAUUUGGCAACUCAGAUUGUACUAUCCGCGGCCGAGAACCGCAUUUGCGAGCCUAUUAGAAUUGCCGACUUGUUCUCCAGGGAAAAGGUGCGCGAGUAUUUCGAUGGUUGA